AUGUUCGCGUCCAGCCAGCAGCUGGAGUUGGUGUCGCUCGACGUCACCGACGCCUACUUGCAAGUAAAGCAGAGACGUCCUACGUAUAUCCAGACCCCCAUUGGUGAUCUUGAGCUCUUGUAUACCCUUCCAGGGCAACGCGCUGGUUCGCGUGAUUGGUAUGAUUACCUAGCAGCUACGCUGGCUGAGGGGGGUAUGGAAACGUUCAAAGGAAACCCAGCAGUCUUUGCAAUUCCCCAGCAGGUUGCCCUGAACAGCCAUGUAGAUGACAUGCAGAUCCUUGGCGUGAAGGGUGCUCCAAUGGCAUUGGCGAAUAAAUUGAAGGACAAAGGGCUGAAGGUGAAGAUCGAUGGCCCGGUUGACGUGAAUGGGGGGAUCUCGCACUUCCUUAAGCGCAAGUUUGAAUCGGACGAAAGGGGCCUCACUGUCACCCAGGAUGUGAAGUAUGCUGAGCGGUUGGUUGGUCUUUUGGGUUUGGAGAAAGCCAACGUGAAGAAGACCCCAAUGCCCCAGCAAAUCCCAGAACCCGGUUUGGGUGAGCGUCUGAGCGCCGAAAUGCAUGCCCUCUAUCGCCAGUGCAUUGGGAUUUUGUUGUAUAUGAGUAGUGAGUGCCCCGAUCUACAGUAUGGUGUGAAAGUUCUCUCUUCGCGUUGCAGUGAACCCACGGAAACCGACUUUGGUCUCUUGAGGCACCUGGUAAAGUACGUGAAGUUGCACCCUGUAGUUCCUGUGAGACUUGAUCGUUGCAACCCAGGGCGCAGCUUGUUUCAGAAGUGGGAAGGCCGUGAUUGUGAGCCAGAAGAUUGGGACCCCAAGCAGUACCCCUUCGGCCUAGACCACCUCGUUGAAGUCGUGACAGAUGCAGAUUGGGGAAGUAAAGUAUUCCAGCAGAGACGUUCUAUGUCCUCGUAUUGCAUCUUUGUGAACGGUAACAUAUGCCAUGCUGGAGACAAGGUACAGAAAGUGAUCAGCCUCUCCUCGGCGGAGAGCGAGCUCAUGGCAUCGCUCCUUGGUAUGACAAAGGCGAUGUUCCUUGCUGAGAUGAUCCGUUUUAUUUGCGGGCCCAACUCGCGGGUGAAGCUUGUGAAUUACGUUGACAACUCAGCAGCGAGGGCUAUCAUUCAGAAGCAGGGUUUCCAGAGAACUCGACAUGUUAGUUUGGCGCGGCUGUGGAUUCAGAAAGCACAUCAUGACGGCGUUUUCACCACAAAGCCCUUUGCAACAAAAGAUGCCCCAGCUGACCUUCAAACGAAGCCCCAUGGUAGGAAUCGAUUAAAGUACCUCAUGAGCUUGAUUGGCAUGAGCUUGGAUGGUGAUGACGAGCCCGAGCAUGUUCGUGUUCAGCGGGUGAGGACAAGGUUCGCUUCUACCCCAGGGUUUGGAGUUGCCGCUGUGAUGCGAGCGCUGGCUGUGAUCAUUGAGGGGGGUGAAGCAGCUAGUGUACAAGAAGCUUCGCGAGAAUGGUUUAGCAGAGUGUGGAUUGUCCUUUUCAUGAUGAUGAUCUGCGGCUUGGUGGGUGCUUGGAAGCUCGCGAUGCUCUUCAGUGACCAUGGUGUGUGGAACCAAGUUUGGAUGAUUAUGAUUGUUGCGGUGAUUUCGGCAAGCGCCUCGAGUGACAUGGCGAUGGAGGCCCGCGGCAAGUUCGCGCAACAACUUCGUGACCAUGGUGAUGUUUUCAUCUUCGUGGUGUUGAUGGUGUUGAUGUUUGCGCUGCUUGGGAGUAUGCCACCCCGGCGGUGGAGUCGAAGGCAUCAUGAUCUUGAGGAGCCGUUGGAACAAGGUGAGAACCAGAACCAGCUCAGGGACCGCAUCCAUGCUUGGUUUGAGGUUGAGCUUCUUGGUCGUCCCCGAGUUGAACGAAGCGGUGCAGCAAGUUCGUCUACAAGCGUGGCCCAAGGACCAGUGCCACAGAGCAGCCAUGAUGAGGAUGCAGCUUGCUACUCAAAGUGUGUGCACAAAAGUCCGUGCGUUUUGUUGUAA
Symbiodinium necroappetens is the source of this 1980-nucleotide messenger RNA. The record is from the annotation of a GenBank genome assembly. NCBI's taxonomy places the organism in Eukaryota, Dinophyceae, Suessiales, Symbiodiniaceae.